Molecule: messenger RNA, 1956 nt
Organism: Solanum pennellii
Lineage: Eukaryota; Viridiplantae; Streptophyta; Magnoliopsida; Solanales; Solanaceae
Exons: 9
Coding region: 100-1956 (618 amino acids)
Biological process (GO): proteolysis
Molecular function (GO): cysteine-type peptidase activity
Source: RefSeq, a predicted model, not a curated record
CCACCAUCCAAGAGGAGAAAGAAUACUGAUACACAUAAAACAAAGGGUUCGAAGAAUCUGUCAAAGCAGUCAAAGCCGCAAUUAAAUCAGUCAUUCUCAAUGCCAGCUGAAGAACAUACCCCGCCUGCUAAUGUAUCUUCUGCCCAUGUAUCAUCACAAGUCUCAAAAGAUAAGUCUGUAUUUCCUGAUAUUGAAGAACUGAAACAACAUAUGAAGGAAUACGUCGACAGCAAAUUUGAGUAUCUUGUGAAUUUGAUAAAGGCUAAUCACAUUGAGGUGAUGAAUUCUAAGAAUAGGGAUGAUGGCCAACAAUCAAAGGAUAUGGGCGGCAAGUCUACACCAAACAUGGUUGAAGUUUCCGAUGAAGAAGGCAAUGAUGGACACCAAGCUACCUCUCCGAUACAAAUGGAACUUGAUGUUGACAAUCAGACUGAAGAUACGUUGAAGAAUCAUCAAGUAAUGAAGGACGUUUCAGAACUUCAAUCCCCAAAUUCAGAUACUCAUCAUACUGAUCAAACAUGUGAACACAGCAAGGAUGCUCCAUCAGCACAAACGCCUCAUCAUUUAUUUGAAGGAACAAUGAACGAAGAUACAUCGGAUUCUACACCAUCUGGUUCAAUAUCUCCGGAUACACGAGAAGCCAUGAAUACGCUUAUUGCUGAGCUAGGAAGUCUGCCUACUAAUGCAAAUCAACAGGAGUUUACCGAAAAUCAAAGUUUGCUUUCGGACAGUCAAUUACCAAUUGAUAUUCCAAUCACAGAUAUUGUUGUCCGAAGCGAAAUAAAUACUCCUCAUGCACGUAUCCGGAUGCCUUCGAGAAACUGCAAAUCCCCUUAUUUAACUUCAUUUGGAUCAAGUGAAAAAGGAAAAGCGGUCAUGACUGAUGUAAUGCGUCCAAAUUUUCCAUUUCAAGGAUGUGAGAUUACAAACCAAGCCCCUUCAUAUCUGAUUGAUGAGUUUAUUGAGUGGGUUACUGCAGGGCUUCUUAAAGCUCAUUCAAAAAAGAAACCAUCAGAAGAUAAAUACAAAUCAAAAGCAUCUUCAUUGGGUUUUGAAAUGAUGGAUUAUGUCGUUGCUUUUCCGACAAAUAAGAAUUGGUUUUAUGCCAUGUCUCAGCCUAAGAACUGUUGGACUGAUCAGCACAUCGAUGUUAUUUUUUACUACCUUCGUAAAAAAUCAAAACUUCGAAGCAUGGAUCAAUACAGAUACACAACAGUCAAUUGUUUGUUCAGCACACAUAUCAACAAUACCCAUGAUAGGUAUUAUAACAAUGAGGCUGAUGAUGAUAUUAGUACCCAAGAACACAUUGAUCGUGCAAGAGCUGUAUCAGUACAUGAGAGGUCAAUAAUCAACGUAAUGAAAGGUUUUUCAAUACCAGCUGGGUUACCAUGGCAUCUGGUGGAUGAUGUUUAUAUUCCAAUCAAUUAUGAUGGAGAUUUUCAUUGGGUAUUAGCUGUGGUUGAAUUGAAUAAGAGGGUAAUACGCGUGUAUGACUCUUCUAUGGGCACAAGGAAACGUGUAUAUUCUGACGAGAUAAAAAAAUUGUCAAGGAUGUUACCUUCUUACCUGAUUGACAGUGGUUUCUUUGAAAACAAUGAGCGGACAAACUGGUCAGUUCUUGAUGCAUACAAGGACAAACAAACAGGUGUACCUUUAGAGUCACAUAUUCCUUUCAACAUUGAAUAUGCUGAAGGUAUCAUGCAACAAGAAGACGAUAGCCUGGACUGCGGGUUAUACGUAGCUACAUUUGCAGAGUUUUUGAGUGACCAACUUGUUAUACCACCUGAUACUGAUGGACAUCUUGCAAAUUACCUACGCAAUAGAUAUGCUGCAUUGUUAUGGAGAUACGGCAGUGACAAGGUCAAUGGUGGAUACAUAAGUGACAAUGAAGAUCCACCAAAGCCUAAGGGUCAAUUCACAACACCAACUGAAGAUGACAUUGUUAACAUAGAUUAG